CAACACCAAUAUUUGCAUGCAUGUUGUUGAAUGUGUCGCAUUGCCACUUUUAACUCCCUCGAGCUCAUUAACAUUAUGAUUAACAGAGUAUGUAUACGAAAAUGAUGCAGCUGCAUCGCUGUGCUCUGCGAGAUACCUAGCGAGCUAAGAGCUUGUUUGUCAUCUAUGUGUACUCAUCUAAAAGUAAAACCUGAAACGAAAAGGUGACCCAUGUUAAUGCUUGUUGCCUCCUAAGCAACAACAGCUACCUUACGAACCUGCAGUUUGCCAGACGUUAAAACCUUCCCAUAGUAACGAUAGCUCUCCGCAGGCUAAUGUGAACUGAACAUAACACAUGGCUAGUGCGCUUAAAAUAACAUUGUCAUUACUGAGCUUCGACUGUACCAGCUACCCAUGUACAAGUGCUGGUAAUUGCAGCAACCACCCGGGACGCUUUUUCAAGGGUAGAGGAAUCUAGACCGUCUAUAACGGUUGAUCCUCGGUGUGUGAGCACAUGCAUGCGUUCGACCUUUUCGUUUAAUGUGUACGGUAUAAAUGACCACCGUUGCUAUUCUGUGGAAGGCAGAUAACGUUACAUCGACCUAUGGAUAGCAAGUUAUUGCUCGCCUCGUUGUGAGCAUUCGAUUACGUAGUGUUGCAUCAGAGAUCAAUGUAAGUGGAAUUUACAAAUGUGACCAGGACAUGUGAUUAUAGAAUAGAAUAGACUGUAUGUGUCAUUGUGCAUUAGAUACGAAAUGUGUUUGUGCAACCACUAAAAAAAAGUGCAGUUGUGCUGGGAGAUCGGCAGGAAAUUAGGGCAGAAAAUGAAUACAGGUGAAUCAACUGCUGAAAAGAGCGUUUAUACAUAACUUACGACUGUCAGCACCACACUCAGGACACCAGGGUUCUACUUAAGUCGACAAUAAAGUUCCUUUUUCACGAUCACACUGAAUCAGUGGAGAUUGACGUGGGCUUUUUGAUGCAGUCUUGGCUUUUCAAACACCACUGAAUAGGCAUAGUGGAAAUUCAUGAAAUAUAUAUGCGAAAGGGACACAGGUCGAGAUUCCCUUUCGUUCUACGGGAGAGCGUCAUGAAACACAAGAUGAAACGAUGAUGCCACCGUUUCCUCACAUCCUUAUCUGACCUCACCUCAAAGUUAAAGUCCCCCUUUCCUUCCGCCGGGAGAGCGUCAUAAAACACAAUAUCAAACGAUGAUGCCACCGUUCCUCACAUCCUUAUCUGUAAAUCCACCCCACCUCAAAGUUAAAGUUCCCAUUUGCAGCGAUAUUAACGAAUAAUAUUAAUUUGCGAGUCUUAACCGUUUUACAUGUCUGAUUUCCAUAAACCACUUGAGCUUAUUUGUUAAAGCAAAUUAUGGAGUUCUGGUCUAAAACUAGCUAACUAACUACCUAAAUAGCAUGCAAAAACCUUCUAACCAUCACCAACAGCCCAGUUGGCACUGAUAAAAGCUUGAUGACAUGCUUACUGUUCUCUUUCGGCAAAGUUGUUGGCAAAGUCGUGUUUUUCUUAAAUUUUUCGCAGUGUGUUCCGUCCCGGACCACAGAACUAAAACAUACCAAAAGUAGUUGCUUUUAAAAACAUACCUCAGAAACUAGUACAUUCUAACACUGUUUUGAUUUAAGCCUACAGGACAUGGCAGUGGUUGUAUUUUGUGCAGUACCACCCAUUCUUUUCUGGACCGUCGGUUUCGGUAAUCUGUCCCACUUGAUGUAGAUGUAGGCUGAUGCAAACGGAUGCAGUAUUGUAGUAAUUUCUUUCCGUUACUCCUAGUAAUCCUAUCAGUGGUAGUUAUGUGUACAUAUUUAUAAAAACGAAACCUUUCGUCACUCUUACGCCAUCUAUCGAUGAUCGUUUUAGUAGCAUGUUUUGUUGACCUUUUUGAGAGAGAAUGGAAAACGAAACUUAAUAGUCGUCAAACUUGCGCCAUAUAUAUAAGCAUCGUGUUUCCCCUGUGUUGCAUGUAAAUUCUGAGAUUUCUUUCUUCUUCUUACGGCGAGAAACACAUCGCAGCUAGUUUGUCUUUUAGUUUGAGAGGCCAAUGCAGUUAUUUACUUUCCAGACAUCUUCAGAGCAAUACAUUGAACUGCUCAGCACGAGGAACCUUGCGGCGCAUCUUCCCGAGGAAGCGUUGUUUUUUUUGUCCAGUAAUGCUUUCGAUCCUUUGAAUUAUUGUGUUGAUAAUUCGUGAUUUAGCGUUUUUUCACCUACAGUACUUAAUCGAUUAUGCUGGCUUCCGGGUGGCUUCAGCACUUGAACAAGUUAUUAGGUAACAUGGAUAUCACACAUUUGGAAUCGUCUUUUUUCUUUACUGUAGCAAUGACUCUGUUUGAGGUGAAGGCUGCCUCAGUCUGACUGCCCAGCCCAUUGGCUGCCACUUUCAGCUGUCCUCCUGUGGCCCGGUCCGUGCGUGCCUCCCUGUGCCCCCCUGCCCCUGCCCAUUGAGCUAUGAGCAGAGGUAGAGGAGGGCCCCCCACAGAGCACCAGCGAUUCUCCCAGCCUCGUUACCCAGGCAAAGUCAGAUUCGGCCACACUCCCCCGCCCUUUGCCCCGAAGCAACGAAACCCCAGCUCCUUCUAUGACAGGCACCCACCCCCUUCUCCCCUUCCUGCCAGUCCUGGCCCUUCAUCUCCUUUUGGAGGUCCCUCGCAUUCUCUGCCUUACCCACCUCCUUUUGCGCCCCCCUUCUCAGGCCCUUCCCCUCGCCCCACCUCAGGUAAUGGUUUAGCCCCUGCAGACUUCCGCGAGCAACAGGUGCGUUUCCUGCGGGGCCAGACGUUCCAGGCGCCCCAGUUCCACGGCCCGCCCCGCUCGACCAAUCAGCAGGCGGAAAGAAGCGAGUUUACCCAAUCCCGCGGUUACGGCCAAGCAGGUGGCGGCCACACCGCUGGCAGAGGCAGCUGGAGGAGCUCAGGGUCUGCGGACUACCCGCCCCGCUACCCUAAAAGACAGUUGGGCCGCUGGAACAGCCAGCCACAGCCCCAACGAACACAUCCAGACCGACAGUGGGAUUGCGACAGCAGCGUCUUGUCCCUAUCCACAGGCUUUCAGGGCCUGAGUUUCGACUGUAAUAACCCCAGAGGAGGUGGCUUUGACCAGGCUUCGUCCACCAGCAGCAGUAGCCGGAGCGGUGGCAGACAGCGGACCGAACCAGCCACGUACACAAUCACCCACUGCCCAGAGAUCCAGCAGCGCGUCUACCAGGCGCUCACAGCCCUAGGGCCAGGCGAGACUCUCCAGGCCCGGCCCCUGGCCAAGAGGCUGCACCUGCCCAAGAAGGUGGUCAACCAGGCGUUGUAUGCACUCGCCCGCGCGGGGCAGGCCAGGAAGCACAGCGACGUACCCCCUCUGUGGACGCUGUGCGGAGACGGACGUGAGGCCGGGGCACCAGCGGAGAGCACUGGCACGGCCUUCACCGUGAUUGUGAAGCAAGAGCCUACCUCUCCCGUACCCCAGAGGCAAGAAGGUGGAGUACACUCUGUGAGUGAGCAGCCAGAGUUGCCUCGUGCUGCAAAGACAAACUUUGAAGAGGAAGAGGAAGACGAGGAGGAGGAGGAGGCCGACGAAUACGACGACAAUAACUACGACGACAUCAACCUGUUGGAUCUUGACCGGGAGGAAGAAGCUCCUACGUUGAAUUUGUCGAAUCCAAACUUCAAUCUUUCGCAACUGGAUUGCGCCACACCAGCUUUACCGGGUCUAAAACUCCGUGCCAGUUCUCCGUCGGCAGCCAUGUCAGACACACGGGAGCAGCGCGAGCGCGUGCUGCGGUACCUGCAUGAGACGGGCGAGGCCAGUGCGCUGCUCAUCGCCAAGAACCUGGGCCUGCGCACGGCCAAGCAGGUCAACCCGCUGCUUUACAGUCUGGAGCAGCAGGGUCAAGUAAGCAGCGAGGGCACGCCGCCACUCUGGAGGCUCAGCGGGCACAGCCGCACCCGCAUGCACCGCCAGCGCAAGGCCGCAGAGGCACACGUCAAGCGGGAUGACGGCGCAAGCUGGGCAGGCAUCUACGCCGCCGAGGCAGCCAGUGAGAUGCAGGCAGGGGACAGUCUGGGCCAGUCGGUCUGUACCAGAGGUGCUCUGGGAAACGGAACGUCGGCUGCCAUGCCGAGCCUGGAGCCCAGCGUUCCAGACGGGGACCCUCCCUUGUUCCGGCACCCUGCUCUCGUGAAACAGCAAGCAAGCGAACAAAACGGCGCGGCCGGUGGUGCUGGUGGCGGCGGCACUGGCGGUGGUGGUGGUUCUGAAUCGGCGCAGUGGGCCACGGACGAGAUCCCAGAGUUCCUGAACAUGAUCAACCAGGAGGGCCAGCAGCUGCAGCAGUGCGGGGGGACGGAGCCAGAGGGGGGCACGGUGGCCGUGUCGCUGGCCGCCCCGCCGCCCCACCCCAGCACCAUGGAGGCCAGCCGGCGCCAGAAGCUGCAGGAGGUGCGGACCAAGAACCCGGUUAGCGGCCUCAUGGAGCUGGCGCAGUACCUGGGCCAGACCUGCGAGUUCCUGCUGCUCGACCAGUCUGGGCCCUCCCACGAUCCCAGGUUCCGCAUGCAGGUGAUGCUGGAUGGCCGCCGCUACCCCAUCAUGGAGGCGUCCAAUAAGAAGGUGGCAAAGAACUAUGCUGCCGCGGCGACACUGAAGGUGCUGCAGCGGGAGAUGGGUGGAGGGGGAGCCGGAGGAGAUGGAGGAAGAGGAGACAAACGCCCCAGCCCUAGCCCUAGCCCCCCAGCCCCAGCCCCAGCCCCAUCCACUGAGAGCCUGGAGGAGUUUGCUAGUGGGGAAGCGCCCCCCCUGGCUCUGGCUCGCUCGCUCCCCGGUGGGAAGAAUCCCGUCUCCAUGCUGAUGGAACACAGCCAGCGCAGCGGCGACGCCAUCGAGUUCAUCAACACGCGCCAGGAGGGCCCGCCUCACGACCCACGGUUCAUGUUCCAGGUGAAGGUGGGCGACAGUCUCUUCCCAGAAGCCUCUGCUCCCAGUAAGAAGGCGGCGCGGCAGCUAGCCGCCGAAGAGGCCGUGAAGGAGAUGCUCUCCGACGGACGGCUGCAGCUCAAUAAGCCUCAGCCCAGCUUCCUGCCCAGUGUGGAGGUUGGUGGCGGCGCCGGCGGUGCUAUGCAGACACCGGCUCUGCCAGCGUGCCCGUCUCUGCCCCCUCUGAGCGCGGCCGAGCUGCAGCGGGCACACGAGGCCGGCGUGGGCGACCUCAUCAACCACCUGAACAACAACGCUGUGUCGGGCCUGCUGGAGUACGCCCGUGCGCGGGGCUUUGCUGCUGAGAUCCGCCUGGUGGGACAGAGCGGUCCGCCGCACGAGCCCAGGUUCACGUAUCAAGCCAAGCUGGGCGGCCGCUGGUUCCCUCCGGUGUGCGCCAGCAACAAGAAGCAGGGCAAGCAGGAGGCGGCCGACGCAGCGCUCAGGGUUCUCAUCGGAGAGGCAGAGAAAGCGGCGCGGACAGGAGAGAACACUUCAGAGUUGCCAGUAACGGGCAGCACCCUCCAUGAUCAGAUCGCCAUGCUGAGCCACCAGCGCUUCAACGCGCUGACUACCCGCAUACAGCACAGCCUUCUGGGUAGGAAGAUCCUGGCCACCAUUGUCAUGCGGAAGGGCGACACCCUGGGGACCGUCGUCAGUCUGGGAACAGGGAAUCGCUGUGUGAAAGGCGAGGAGCUCAGUCUUAAAGGGGACACGGUUAAUGACUGCCACGCAGAAAUCAUAUCCAGACGAGGGUUCAUCAGGUUUCUGUACAGUGAGUUGAUGAAGCACUUGGAGGGUUCAGAGGAAAGCAUCUUUGAGGCCGGGGAGGAGAAUAAGCUAAAAAUCAAGCCUGACAUAACCUUUCACCUAUAUAUCAGCACGGCUCCGUGUGGGGACGGGGCGUUGUUUGACAAGUCGUGCAGUGAAUUGGCCACGGAGGCAGGCUCUGGUCACAUGCCGCUCUUCGAGAACGCCAAGCAGGGCAAGCUGCGUACCAAAGUGGAGAAUGGUGAGGGCACCAUCCCGGUGGAAUCGAGUGCCAUCGUGCCCACAUGGGACGGCAUCCAGCAUGGCGAGCGCCUCCGUACCAUGAGCUGCAGCGACAAAAUCCUGCGCUGGAACGUGCUGGGCCUGCAGGGGGCGCUGCUCUCACACUUCCUGCACCCCAUCUACCUGAGCACCAUCACCCUGGGUUACCUGUACAGCCAUGGUCACCUGACCAGAGCAGUCUGCUGCCGAUUGGCCAGAGACAGCGAAGCAUUCCUAAAGACCCUGCCUCCACAGUACACUCUAAAUCAUCCAGAGGUGGGGAGGGUGAGUGUGUAUGAUUCCACACGUCACACAGGUAAAACCAAGGAGUCCAGUGUGAACUGGAGUCAGCCGGAUCUUCUAAGUGUGGAGGUGUUGGACGGGACAAAGGGCAAAGUGGAUGGGCCGAAGUUGGAGAUCUCGCGUGUGUCCAAGUCCAGCCUCUUCCGGAUCUUCCAGGAGCUGUGCCACCGCGCCGGCCGCACGGACCUGAUGGCGAUGCCCUCGUACGCCCAGGCCAAGAUGGCCGCCGGGCCCUUCCAGCAGGCCAAGGGACUUUUCUUCCAGGCGCUCGGCCAGCAGGGCUACGGGGCCUGGAUCGGCAAGCCCCUGGAGGAGAAGAGCUUCGAGGGACACGAGAGCAACGGCGCCCCCGACGGAGCUAACAGUGCUUUUGCUAACGCGAACACACAUACCCACCCCUACAGCACAGCAUAUCAGAGCCAGUGAACCCAGAGGGGGGUGGGGGUGUGGGGGAGGGGGGGGGGGAGAGGAGAGGAGAGGAGAGGAGAGGAGAGGGGAAGAACAUCUAAGAGGAAAACUGGGUUGACUAGGGGCAGUGGGAGAGGAAGAGAGAGGGAUGAGUGAGUUGUAAGAAGAGAGGAGUAGCCAGGAGGAAGUGGCAUCCCUACCAGAGUGGUUGGAGGGGAGGGGAGAGAGAGAAGGAUCGAAAGAAAGAGAGGGGAGGAAGGGUAGACUGGUUUCCUCAGGGGGAAUGCACCCCUGACAUCAUCACUCGGGGGGAGUUGUCACAGUAACCAAACUGCAAAGACAACAAGCCUGGCAGUGGUAAGGCAAGCUGGGGCUAGUGGGCGAGCAAACGAAUUGGAUACUUUAUAGGGGGGAAUGUCUGAAAGAGCUUUCUUUUGUUUGUUUGUUUGUUUGUUUGUUUGUAGAGAUCGCUGAUCUCUCUCUUAUAUACAAUCAUAGAACAAUUAUGCUGUUGAUAAUCUCAUAGCAGAGGUAUACAAAACUUAGCAUCCAUAGUUGCAUUUAGUUCUUAAACGCCUCAGUGUUAAUGGGUAAGUUAUUUCUGUCUGAUGCCUGGUUCCGAGCUCCAUCCCCAGGGUCCUAAGUUCCCUCAUCUCCAGCUGUCCGUCAGUGUUGGCUACUCCUUCUAGAUCCACAGCCUCGUCAUUUUCCGCCUGUUGUUAUUGUAUAUGUUUUACACACUCUUUUUUUUUUUUGUUAACUUUCAUUUGACAGAAGGUGAAAGAAAUUGUAUACAUAAUAUACGUACAGAUACAUGCACACACAGAUAUAUACCCUCUAUGUAUAUAUACCCUCGGCACAGUUUGUGUGUGUGUGUGUGGAUAUAUAUAUAUAUUUGGAUUUGUGUGUUUAUGUAAAUGUAUAUAUUGUAUGUAUAUAUUUUAUAGAUAAAUGACAUGUUUUAUAUCGUUCAACUUUUUUUAAAUAUUGAGGAUUUUUUUUUGGUUUUGUUUUUUUUUUGUUUUUUUUUAAUGAAGGCAACAUAUUGGUGGCCUGCCAUAAGAAGAGUAUAAGUGAACAUGCACACACUCGCAUGGCUACACACACACACACACACAUACAUACAUGCCUGCACACACUCACACGCCUUCACACAUACAGUCUGCCAGUCAAGAGCAAAACACGAGAAAAGAGGAAUCCUAUCUUGUAGUCCAAAUCGAGUUAAUGGCUGUUGCGUUCAAAGAGCAGCUCUUCCUCUUUGCCGCCCCCGCACACACACACACACACACACACACACACACACACACACACACACACACACACACACACACGAGUCCCACCGCUCAGCACUGAGCACAUCUUCAAAGGGAGGGUCUCAAACACCCUUUCCUUCCCAUCAACAUGAAGAUCUCUUCAAAGCCUUGCCUGGCUCUUUCCCCCUCACUUGUACGAGUGUGCGCUCAAACGGGUUCCACUCGUACGGUACACCAGCAACUUGAGAGUUUUUAAAUCCGUGUUUCGCGAUUGGGCUACAUACAUAUAUGCAUUUCUGCACUAAUGCCCUAUACAGACACCACUGAUUAAGUUUUGUUUUUUAAUGCUGCUCAAUGUUCACUAUACUGAUGUUUGGUCUGUUCUAUUAUCUUUACAGCUGUAGUAUUCUGGACUGUGAAGGCAGGGUGAGGGUUUUCUCCUGCAAUAAACAGAAUGAAAACCAGGA
Molecule: messenger RNA, 8422 nt
Organism: Clupea harengus (Atlantic herring)
Lineage: Eukaryota; Metazoa; Chordata; Actinopteri; Clupeiformes; Clupeidae
Gene: adar
Product: adenosine deaminase RNA specific
Biological process (GO): adenosine to inosine editing; RNA processing
Cellular component (GO): nucleolus; cytoplasm
Molecular function (GO): double-stranded RNA adenosine deaminase activity; double-stranded RNA binding; adenosine deaminase activity
Source: RefSeq, a predicted model, not a curated record